CUGCUUCUCUCUCUGUCUCUCUCACUAACUAUUGAUUUACAUAAUACGCUUGAGUUGGCAGAUUUUGUGGAGGAGAAACAAAAAGCGAUCCCUUCAUUUGCUCAAAUUAAGAUUUGGGCUUCUCAGAAAAUCAUCAAGGAAGAGAAAAAGUCGCAGUUUUCUUUUGAGUUUCCAAGUAAAAAGUUAUCCGAAGGAGGAAAAAGGGCACGUUUUGAUAGCUGAGGUUUAUUUGAAAUGGUUUUGAUGUGCGAGAUUUUCGUCACUAAAGAAGACAAGGUUGAAGGAGAGUGGGAGAAGGAGAGAUAGCGAUAUAACUGCAGAAAGCCAAGUUAUAGCAGAAGUAGAGAGCGAAAACAAAAAGAGUAUUGGGAUUCAGCUAUUCUUUUUUCUUUUUUCUGCUUCUACUGGAUUAUUUGGCAAUGUCUGCUACAAUUGUGGGCGAUCCGAUGGUCAUAUCCGCCGUGGAAAGUCAAGCAACCGCAACGACGACGAAACUCGUCGCGCAAACAGAAAUCGAGUUCGCAAAAUGCGAGUGCUGCGGUCUAACAGAGGAGUGCACGCCUGCCUACAUAGAGCGCAUCCGGGAACGGUAUCAGGGCCUUUGGAUUUGCGGACUUUGCGCCGAGGCCAUCAAUGACGAGAUCUUAAGGUCGGAGAGGCUCAUUAGUACAGAGGAAGCAAUGGCCAAGCACAUGAACUUCUUUAAGAAAUUCAAGACCUCGGGUCCUCCUCCGGACCCUACUGUCUGCUUGAUUUCUGCCAUGAGGCAGAUUCUGCGCCGCAGUUUGGAUUCUCCGAGGGGAUUGAGAUCGACACCGAGCAGCCCCACGUCGAAAAUUGACGCGGAAAUUCGCGGUCAGGUGCUCACUCGGUCGGAGAGUUGCUUUCCUACUUUGUCUGGUUGAGAAGCGGUACAUACUACAUAGGAAUAAGAGCAAAAGUGAAAGGGAGGGAGAAAAAAAAAAACUGGGAAUUUGGAAUUUCACUGGUAAGAAAAAUAAGACUUGGAAAAAGGAGUUAAAGAGGUUUCUGAUAUGUAGUUUGUAUCAAUAGUUAAUCAAUACCCAAAAAAAAAAAAAAAAUUUAAUUCUGUUGAUGCAAAUUCCAUUUCUUCAUAAGUUUUGUUCUUUGUUAUGGAACUCCGCCUUCUGCGUAACACCCGAACCAAGUCAUAAAGACAAAACCAAAAAAAAAAAAAAA
Messenger RNA from Morus notabilis, 1200 nucleotides. RefSeq lists its product as uncharacterized. The transcript is spliced from 2 exons. The record is from RefSeq and is a predicted model, not a curated record. Bases 420 to 905 code for a protein of 161 amino acids. Lineage: Eukaryota; Viridiplantae; Streptophyta; Magnoliopsida; Rosales; Moraceae.